Molecule: messenger RNA, 1250 nt
Organism: Ctenocephalides felis (cat flea)
Lineage: Eukaryota; Metazoa; Arthropoda; Insecta; Siphonaptera; Pulicidae
Product: presenilins-associated rhomboid-like protein, mitochondrial
Exons: 1
Coding region: 1-1116 (371 amino acids)
Cellular component (GO): membrane
Molecular function (GO): serine-type endopeptidase activity
Source: RefSeq, a predicted model, not a curated record
AUGACGUGGAGUAAAUUAAAUAUAUUAAAUCUACUUCAUGAGGUGGAUACAAAAAUUGUUCGCAAAUUUUUUAAAUCAAAUCAUUUAAAGUAUCGAGUUACAAAUGUAGAAAACGCAGAACUAUAUAGAGACAAAGCAAAAGGAUAUAAUAAAAUUAUUGGAGCUAUUGGACAAAAAGGCAAAAUAAAAUUUUGUCCAAAUAUUGCUACAACAGGUACAAAUAAUGCAAUCCCAGGGAAAGUAUUCAUAAAUACUGGACCCGUAGAAGCAGAGGCAUUAUGGAAGCCCUUCAUGUUCACCGUUGCUUUUACAAGCAUCAGUUUUAUGAUGGCAGUAAUACUGCAAUAUGAAAGAGUUAGAAAUUAUGCGUAUAGAGCGUUAAAAGAUCCAGACAUUUGGUUUAAUUAUCAAAAUGAUAAACAUCGCUCCUCUUCAAGAGAAAGUCAAAUCGCAAAAAAAAAUUGGUGGAACAAUUUAUCUAGCGGCGAGCGAGUAUUUUUGCCGAUAUGCAUUGCUAAUAUUAUUGUAUUCGGAGCUUGGCGUAUACCCAGCCUGUUACCAGUAAUGGUGAAAAAAUUCUGUUCUAAUCCAGCAAGUAGUUCUCCCUGUUGGCCAAUGUUUUUGUCGACUUUCAGUCACUAUUCACCUCUACAUUUAUUUGCAAAUAUGUACGUUCUACACAGCUUCAGUGCUGUGGCAAUGUCUUCUCUCAGUCCAGAGGAAUUUCUUGCCUUAUACUUCAGUUCAGGUGUCAUUGCAAGUUUUUGUAGUUACUUAGUUAAAGCAGCUACUGGUAAAUCUGGAUUGACUUUGGGUGCAUCAGGUGCAAUCAUGGGCAUAAUAGGAUUUGUCUGUUUAAGAUAUCCUGAAACAAAAUUAAGCAUAAUAUUUCUACCCUGGGUCCAAUUUUCUGCGCUUUCUGCAAUAAAAGCUAUGAUGGCAUUAGAUAUUACUGGAAUUCUAAUGGGCUGGAGAGUGUUUGACCACGGUGCACAUGUUGGAGGAGGUCUAGCAGGAAUAUUUUGGAGUUUAUUUGGACAUCCAGAACUUUGGCAAAAACGGGAAACUUUACUAAAAUAUUGGGUAAAAAUAAGAGGAGGGCAAGGGCCAAAUUAAUAUACAUUUAUAUGUUAUAAAAAUGUACCUGUUGAUCAUUUCAAUGUAUUCGAAUAUUUGCUGUUAUUAAAUUUAUAGUUAAAAAUAAAGUAUUUAAUUGAAUCAAGAUAGGAAUAUUUUAAUACAAUUGGAAU